Drosophila willistoni is the source of this 3414-nucleotide messenger RNA. It is a transcript of the gene Hsf, whose product is annotated as heat shock factor protein. The coding region runs from base 456 to 2666 and encodes 736 amino acids. The record is from RefSeq and is a predicted model, not a curated record. Gene Ontology annotation, molecular function: DNA-binding transcription factor activity; sequence-specific DNA binding. Gene Ontology annotation, biological process: regulation of DNA-templated transcription. Lineage: Eukaryota; Metazoa; Arthropoda; Insecta; Diptera; Drosophilidae. The transcript has 7 exons.
AUUGACAGGCGACGUGAUUUAUUAAUUAUACAACAUUGCAACAUUGUUGUAUAAUUCACAUUCAAAUUAAAACCUGCUUACUACCAUCAAGAAGUCAAAUGGAGAUCGGAAUUUAUAUGCGCGCCAGAAUGUGCCAGAAGGUCCGAUAGAUCUAGAGACAGACACUGGAAACGAUAUAAAUAGACGCAGGGUUGACUUCUUUCGGUUUUGCCAAACAGUCCAUCUAUAGCGAUUGACGUUGUGAAAAGAGACGGAGUGAAAUAUAAAAGUUAUUUGCGAGUAAAAAUAUUUAUUAUUGUGUUUUAAACAAGUGAAAAGAACUUUGAACAAACAAAACAAAAGUAUAACGAGUGUAUAACGCGUUAAACGAAACGAAAGUGAAAAGCUAACAGUCUUUAAAUCUGUUCUCCGCAGCAGCUUCAAGUGUGUGUUAAGGUAGCUUAUUUAUUGAUUACAUGUCCCGGCCGUCGCGUUCAACUGCCAAAGCGGUGCAAUUCAGGCACGAUUCAAGUGAGGAGGAGGACGAAGAAGAGCUGGAACAGCAACACCAACACCAGCAGCGUAUGAAACGUCGCAGCAAUAUGCAUACAGAAUUGGGUAAUGGUGGAAAUGGAUCUCCAGCCUCUGGAGGCGGCGGAGGUGUUCCAGCCUUUCUGGCCAAACUCUGGCGACUUGUGGAUGACGCUGAGACAGACAAUUUAAUAUGUUGGAAUAAGGAUGGUUCCAGUUUUAUUAUACAAAAUCAGGCUCAAUUUGCUCGGGAUUUGUUGCCCCUGAACUACAAGCACAACAAUAUGGCCAGUUUUAUACGACAACUAAAUAUGUAUGGUUUCCACAAGAUUACAUCCAUAGAGAAUGGUGGUUUGCGUUUUGAUCGCGAUGAGAUUGAGUUUUCCCAUCCGUGUUUCAAGCGUAAUUUUCCCUAUCUGUUGGAUCAUAUUAAACGAAAGAUAUCGAAUACGAAAUCAACAGUGGAUGAGAAGAGUGUACUGAAGCAGGAGACUGUCUCAAAGGUUUUAAACGAUGUAAAGAACAUACGUGGACGUCAGGAUACCAUAGAUUCCGGCUUCUCGGUGAUGAAGCAGGAAAACGAGGCUCUAUGGCGUGAGAUAGCCAGCCUAAGACAGAAGCAUGCCAAGCAGCAGCAGAUAGUGAAUAAGUUGAUACAAUUCCUUAUAUCGAUAGUCCAGCCAUCGAGAAAUAUGUCCGGAGUGAAACGUCACAUGCAAUUAAUGAUUAACGAUACGCCGGAAAAUGUACGUGGACGAACCACAAGCGAAACGGAGAGCGACAGCGGUGAAGGACCGGUGAUCCAUGAGCUAAGCGAGGAAUUACUUGAAGAGGUAAUGAAUCCGCAAGCUACGCCUUCCCCUUACCCGCAGGAUAGUGCAUCGCCACAGGCAAUGGAACGACCACGCUCAAACUUAAGCAUGAGCUCACAUAACUAUGAUUACUCCAAUCAAAGCGGUGGCGAUGAGUUCCUCCAAAUGGCUGGAGGAAAUUUGAUUAACCAACGUGGUGGACCGCCUUCGAAUGCCAUGUAUACAGUGACUGAGGCCCCGGACUCCACACACAUUCAGGAGUUACCCAAUAGUCCAUUAUUGGCCGAAGAGCAAAAUGUUCUUACCACGCCUAUGGUUAGACAGCAAGAGGAGGAGCGUAAGCGUUUGCAAUUAAAGGAGAAGAAUAAGCAGCGUCAUCGGGAGCAGCUGCUCGAGGAAGGGAACUCCUCAUCACCAUCACCCUCGCCGGCAAAGAUAAUACACCAGCCACUGCUGGUCAAAACGGAACAAAGCGAAGCUAGCGCCCCAGUCGUUUCCCAUAACAAUUCGGAUCUCUACAAUGUGAAUUUUCUAAGCAAUGACAUGCCCACAAAUAUAUUUGAGGAUGAUUCCUCUGCCUCAUUGCUGGUUGGAUCCCCGCCCGUUAUGGAAGAUGCCGCACAAUUUGGUCAAAGUACGGUGAAUAAUGGCAAGUUUGCCAAUAAUCAAUCUCUACUGGAUGCCAGUUUGGCCUCCACUUCUAAGGCCGCAGCAGCUGCAGCCAAUGAACAGCAACAACAACAACAGGAGGAUGAGGAAGCUGAUCUUAUGACGGUAGCCAAAUAUACUGGUGACAAUGACAAUAAUCACGAGGGAACAGCCGCAGGUCAAGGCAACGGCAACGCCCAACAACUCUUGCGAAUGAACUCAGUGUUAGUAGAGCAAAUUAUUCCAAACUUUUCCCAUAACACUCAUCCUCAUAAUUCUUCACAACAUUCUGCCUCUCACAGUGAUGACGUUCAUGGACAUUUGGAUAAUAUGCAAGAUGAUCUCGAUACCUUAAAAGAUUUGCUUCGCAGCGAUAAUGUCUCAAUUGAUCAAAAUAUGCUAUUGGGUUCAACACGAAGGACGCCUCUAAUGCAGCUAACCGAAGAUGAGCUGCUAUUGAAGCUCUUUGCUGAUUCUGAUCUGCUGGAUAAUUACGGUUUAUCCUUUCCCAAUGACAAUCUAUCAGCCGGGGAUAAGAAAGCUAAUAGCGGCUCGGAGCUAAUGACCUAUCAACCUGGAAUGUAUGACCUCUCUGAUAUCCUCGACGAUAAUAAACAACAGCAGAAUGAGAACGAAGGUCGCCAAAUGUUGGCACAUCAGACUUCUGUGUUGAAUACACCAAGACACGAAUCGUAGAGGCUUGCAGGUCGUCGGAUAGUUUAUUUUUGUUAUAUCCCAGCUCAUCAUCACAUGGAGAAAAGCAAACAAAAUUUAUGUUUUCAUAAUUUGUUUUUUUUUUUUUAACUGGACACUUGCCUUGAGAGUAGUAUGGGAAACAAAUCGCUCGGAAUGGCGAUUUCAUUUUGCUGUUAUCUUUUAUACAAGAAAAAGGAACUGAUUUUGUAUAUCUGAAACCGAAAUUGCUAAGGGGAUCUCACUCUCUCGGUUGCCCCAGUAGUGAAUGAAGGACCCAAUAUUUGGAAGAGUUGUUGGUUAUCUUUGCGAAGAGCCAAUUGCUGGGAGAGAUUGUUUUUCUUUAUAUACAUAGUUGUUAAUAUUCUAAAAACAACAAAUAUGCCUUAUGCUCCUAUAUAUCUAAUAUAUAGUCAAUUAAUUAACCCAUUUACUAUUAUAGUUUUGAUUUUUUUUCUUUGCAAAUUCUACGGACUUUUUAGAAAUAGAACUGUCAGAAAAAUAACACAACAUAUUGGAUAAAAUUUUAAAACUUUUUUAAACAACAACAAAAAACAACAUAAACAAUAAAAGUUAACCUUAAGAUAAUGUUAAAUAAAUUUUGUUUACAGUAAAUGGGGGAAAAAUCGAACUAUAUAAUGCUACUAAACUUAACUACUUUUUAAUAAAAUUUACAUAUAAAAAAUAAAACUUAUACAAAAUAUUAAUAAAAAAUUUAAGGGCGAUUUAUGAUGUCGCCAAUUGAAAAUAA